AUGACAACCUUCAACUCGAGAUUGACUGUGCCCCGAAGCUAUGAACGACGUCUGCCAAGUAGUACGGACGGGAGAUUUGUGAUUCUGGAUGAGAAAAACAAGGACUCCGACUCGUUUGAUGAGACCUCAAGUUCGGACAAUGACUCUACUGACAAUGCGCAGUUCUCCAGAAGUAAGUUGACCGCCGGGUUUCUGUGUAAAAUUAGCAAGUUUUGUUAAUUUUUUGAUGGUAAUCUUCAGAUAUUGUUCUGGUAAACUUUUCUAGUUUUGAAAAAAUUUUUUUAUAAUAAUUUUUUCUAAAAUAUAUCCGAGACUCCUAGCUCGCGCUUUGCAGAAACUACCGAGAUUUUUAGAUCGAAAGUGGGCGAAAAUUUGAGACUUUUUGCCGAAUUUCGGCACGACAAAGUUCCUUACCUAUUCCUACCGUAAAGGCUAGUGUUUCUACAAAAAAUCAAUUUUCUCCGCACGAAACUAACAAAGUUAUGGCCAAAAAGUGUUUUUCUUUCUGACCGCUCUCCACGUUUAGCGUACCCUCUCGGCGACAAAGAUCAUUCAAUAUCUCGGGGGCGCCUGUAAAGCGCGAGCUAAAACUUUCAGGAAUUGAUAUUUAGUCUAUGCCAAACGUGUGUGAAAAAUUUAAAGAAAAUCUGAGCGUUGCACUUGUGGUACUUCUCUUGCUAAUUGUUUGCUCGCAAUGACCUAACCACGAAAAACAAGUUUAUUAAGGGUAUUCGGUAUUUUUGAAAUUUUGAUGUAUUUUUGUUGUAUGUUUUGCCCUGAUUAUACAAUGAACUGCGGAAACCAAUGACGUCAUACUAGUUAUCAAUCGGCAUUUACCCCCAAAAAGACAGCGAAAGGACACUACAAGUAUAUAAUCGAGCGGAGAGAUCACUUUAUUCUCAAGACCUGAAGGGCCAAGGAUUUUAUUUUCGUGAAAGCGAGUGAUAAAGAGGGGGUGCAGCCGGGUUUGAACCAUAAAGACGCUCUCUUUGUCAACAACAAGAAAUCUUUUUUCCAGGUUGUUAUAUCAGUAAAUGCUCCUCGCCCAACAUUCCUCAUCUAAAUUACAGUAUCAGCCAGCCAGGUCGGAUGACGACUGCGCAUUCCACUUCGCGCUUUAAGGUCAGUGAUCUUGUUGUUUUUGUUAUGAAAAGAUUGCUUUUAUAAAAAAGUCUUUAAAAUGUCAUAACAAAAAUUCCCAGGGGUUUCUUGUUUUUCCAGAGAGGUGUUUUGGUCAGCCUUAUUUAUUGCAUUUGUUGACCGGGACCGGCACAAAAAGUAAUGUUCUCCUAACCAACAAUUAUGUAACAUUACAUUUUCCUCUAAUUCCUACCUCCGACUUUAUUUUCCAUUACAUUAAGAAACUUUUUCGAUGUUACCAUUAACCUCCAAUACUCCAGAUCGUUCCAAUCGAGUCCAAGUACAAGCGUGGUCGAUGGGAGGCCUUCGAUUUCUACGACUCCAAGGAACCUAAACGGCCAAUGCUCUCGGAGAACGGGGCCAACCGAGGUAUUUAAAGAGGGAUCCGAAUUGGGGCCUCAGGGCAUUUAUUUAUUUAUUUUUUUAGACACCGGCUGGACAAACACUUUCCCGUUAGAUUUGGGCUUUCCAACCGGCCCCAAUCGCCCUCAGGCCAUGUCGCAGACUGCGCCCAGGGCCCCGCUAGCCACGCCCGAGCCCAUGUCCAGCCGAUCCUUGGUUUCGGAAUUGGAUGAAGGCGAACAAGAAAACAAUAGCCCGUUCAAAGUACGCUUUCUUUUAUUACGUUUUCCUUUUCCUGCAUCAAACGCAGUCAUCUUUACAGUUCCCGGCAAAUAUCCGAAUUCUGGGUGAUACCGUAAACGAAGACAGGACCCUCGUAAACGAGUCCUUCGGCGAUGAGAAAUCCAAACUGCCGACUUCACCCGAGUUCUGUGAGUUUUCCUUAUCAGUUUUGAUUUGUUUCUUCCAGUCUCGGGUCCCCUAAGUGGGCGAAUUACUCCUUCCGAGAUGUUGCAUCAGUAUGGAUUAGAGAGAUCGUUGUCGGCGACUUCUUACGCAACCGAUGGUACGGUGCAUGUGACCUCGAACAGGUAAGAAAAGUCAUCCAAAACAGCUGGGUCCAGCAAUUAAGGCCUUAGGGAUUGAUAAAUGGGACCAAAGGUAGUCCAUGGCCUGAGGGUAUCAAGGGUUGUGGAAAUAGACAUAAGGAGAUUGACGACGAGGAGACGGAUGGGUUGUAAAGGGAGGGUCUACUGUAGUGUUUUGGAGAGCUCUUCAAUUGUUAUGUUGCUCUGGAGUCCUGUUAGCCUUCGUAGUUUGCAACAUGGUCUUGUGUUACUUAUUUAUUAUUUAUUUUAUGGUAGCUAUUCUGCAAAAGCUAUUUACAAUUAGUUGCGCAAUAACCAAGUAAAUGUGUUUUUCAGUAAUCUUAACUUGUUGAACUUAUGUUUUGCUCUUUGACUUCCUCAUCUUCGAGACAUAAUUAGGCGUGUUUGGGUCUACUUUGUUUAUAUUCGAGCCUUAAAGACGAUCUGCAAAUACUUGAUGGGACGUGUCUUACGAGCUACGAAACGAACAUCGCCUCAAGGUUCCGAUUUUAGAUCAUGAUAAACAACUUUUUGUGAACUCGUGGCUCUAAUCUCUCCUCCUCAUUCAAAAGUGAACAAGUUGUGGGCACGGAAGGGUCUAUUAGUACUGUGAUUGAUAGUACAAUGUCUCAUGCCUCUCCUUUGAUGACCAUGUUGGUCGCUAAUCCAGCCACAGCCACCUUCACCUUGCUCAAGGACGACAUUGAUCCGUUAUUGGAAUCGCUGUUCAGUAAUUGGUAUCGUGAUGAAACUCGGAACCGGAUUACGUCAUCAUGGUAAGACGAGAGAUGGGUACAACUACUGUAUUUGAGUGUAGUUUCUGUCUUUUUAAAACAACUCAAGGACGAUUUUUUGAGGUCAUAGAAGGGUAAUCAGAUAGGAUUAUAUAUCAGAGACAGUAGAUUUGCUCUUCUUAAAAUCAAAUCUACUCUCAAAGCAUAAGAGUACGGCCUACGGACAGCCUAUAUUAAAUAUCUGCUGCUUCAAAAGUCAUGAAAUCGAUGAAACCUGAGCCAGGGAACGUCUGAAGGAAAACAUUUUCUGUUUAUGGAUAAAGUAACAAGCAGGGGGCGAGGGAAAGAGUAAACAAUAAAGUCGAGGGAAUUCCUAACUAUUUCCAAACGUCUCGAGUCGAAAGGGAUUUGAGGUGUUUUGAAGAGUAAUGGGAGGAAAGAAGGGCCUGGUGGUUGUCAGCGACUAUGUAAAAUAAUAUUAUUUCCUUGUUCUUUUGGCCAGACUCAAUUUUUGGUCUUUUGGAGAUAAAGAAAAACAAAAGAUCGGGGAAGGAGCAAAGAGGAACAUAGCAACAGCCAGAUCCGGCAUUUGUUAUCUCCGUUUCUUUUGUUGAGGGACUCAAAACAAAACAAUAACCAUUUUAUUAUAAAUAAUGGGCCAUUCCUUAAGAAGUUUUUUAUUUAUCCGGAAGUACCAUGUAAGUGUAGGCCUAUGGAAGUUCCUGAUAUUCGAUUUCCUUAAUCGACUGACAGUAUAUUUUUUUAUUUAUACCGAGUGCUUUUGUAAUCCGCUGAUGACGUCACGCUGUUAAUUUGACAAGUUCGGAUUCAGGAUUCUCCUGAUCUUUCUUCCUCCUUGACCUCGAGUCUAAUAUAAUGUUAUUCCGGGAGUCCAAACUUCGGAGCUGGCUGAAUGGAGAGUCGCUUUUUGCCCCAGGGUAAGUGUCUGCCCGGAGGCCGUUUUUGUUUACUUUGUGAUUGUGGCUAAAUAUGGAUGGGGAACGGGGCUCAUGCAUAAUCCCUUUGAUCGGAAAAGUUGUGAAAACCCUUCAAAGACUGAGGGGAGGUACCUGGAAGGCCGAUCAAAACAAGAAUAAUAUAUUGAUAGAGGCGAGAGCGGGCUCCAUUGGGAAGCAACAGUGUUAGUUUUUGUAAAAAAGUUCAAAAGGCCCCCUUACAUUCGGCGAGGAACCCGUUCCUUUGAAGACUGCCCGAUCCGGCCUGUGGGUGUUUCGUCAUCUGAUUCCGUCGAUUCUGCGACGGUACCCAAGAAUCGGGCAGUGGAAGGGCCUUACUAUUUUGCUGCCACUGCGCUUGCCAUAUGACCUAGUUAUCGGAAACGUGACAUUGUUUGCGGGUCUGAUUAUAUUCUACUACUCGGUUCUGAUGAUCAUGAACAAUCGAAUAGCCUUGGCUCGUCGGCGUCACUCCUUUAAUCCAGAACAACUCCAUGUGUCUCCCCUGGCCACUUGUUCGAAUGGCUCGGUCUCUCCUCGAGCAGUUCUAACUCGAAAUCGAAGAUCUUUUGUUUUCAGUAACCAUGCCAUUCCCACCAACACCAUUCCGUCGGCGAAUUCCACUAAUCCAACGGCUCCUCCUCAACAAUCCACUGGCCAACAGAUUGUGGCUAUCGACUCUAAGAUCGAGCAAGCCAUGGUGAGUGUUUUUCAUCACAUUUACUUCCUCCAUAACCCGGGUUUCCUUUUUCAUCAGCUCUCUUUUCCAAAAUCAAUUCUUUUCUUGUCUUCUCUCCCACUCUCCCAUCUUCUCCAACUCUUUGUUUUGCUAUUGUAAAUCUGUUUGCUCCGCCUCUUUUCAUUGCUGAAUCGACCAAAGAUUCGUAGUUCGGGUGUUCAAAUGUACGGUCGAUUAGUUGCAUCACCCUGGACCUUCCAAUCAUGAUUUAUCAUACCAUUUCAUUACUCCACCUACUCAAGGUCGAUGCCAAUUGAAGGAAAAGGCUUUGAUUGGGAUGUAAACAUCCAAACUGAGGUUGUAAUUGGAUUAGAUGUAGGUAAUUGGAUGAUCAACUUUCUGAGUAUGGAACUUACAAUUAAUAGGAAGGGUUUGAAAAGUCUAAAUUUAAGUCAGAGAUAAACUUUUGACACAUACUUGACAAGGCAAAGUUAUAUAAUAUCACCUUUACUCUUUUCACGUAUUCGUUGAGUCUUUAUGUUGACAUUACAAUCUUAAUUUCGGGGAAUCUUACACUGAACAAUGGCGUCUGAACGACUGACCUCCGAUUACAGUCCCACGCCUGCCUUGACUGAUAAGCAGUAGUGGAGUAGUGGGCUGGCGGUAAACCGAGCUACCUUCAGCUUCCCAAAUGUCAACAAGAAUGUCACGUUUUGUGAAAAACUUGUUUUGGAUCUAAUUACCGUAACCGAGUGACCUUGCCACCAUAUAAUGUAAUCUUUAAAGAUACUAUGCCGGGGUCAGAAGCCACGCCCUUUACAAUUUCUCCUUUAAAUUGGUCUUUUGUUCACUUAUGUGAUUAUUCCCUCUUGCAAAAACAACCAGUUUUGUUUUAUCGUCGCCUUCUUGUAUAAUAUUAUAUAAUGUGGAGUUCGGAGAAAGACUUUGGCCAACAUUUCGCGGUAGGGAGAGUUGUUUUAAGGUCUUAUCGAUUGAGAAUUUGAAAGAUCUUCUUGUUUACUCAAGACGAUUACGGUAUGAUUAAUGAUUUGUUGUUGUAGGAUCUAGUGAAAACCCAUCUGAUGUUCGCAGUUCGGGAAGAAGUGGAGAACCUUCGCUCCAGAAUCAUGGAACUUGAGACUACGGUAAGGACUUUACUACACUAUCAGAUUGUCGUACACAUCUGCAUUAUCUUUUCCUCGAUGUGUUCAUUCGACCUUACGGUAUUAUUUCUCAUUAAUUAAUACAGGGUGGGGCAUCUUUGUGGCCCGAUUUGAAUUGACUAUAACUUCUUUAGUUUUUGGCCAAAUUUUAAAAUUCUUUUUUUCCCUGAAUCGUCAGCCAACCCCAUUUUGUUUGAUACCAAAUAUGUUAUACAUAGGUGAGCGUCAUCUACAGUUAUUGGAUUUAUUCUUGAAGUUCAUUUUUUUGGUUGUUUUUCGGUUGUUUUUUCGGCCUUUCCCGGUGUGUCCGAAAAUGGAGUCCGGUGUGGAAGAAAAGGCUUGGUCUGUGGUUUGGUAUAGAAAGUACGGUUCGGCGUUAAAUUUUCAAAUGGGGAUACCGCAUGAAAUACGGACGUAAUGCCUAACCUCCAGAUCGCAAGACAAUUCGACGUUCGUGGAAUAAGUUUCUUGAGACUGCCAGCGUUAACAGGAAACAAAAAAAGCAGGAAAGAUGGGUAUGAACGGAUUUGAAAAUUGAAGAAGUUUUGUCAAAAUUCCGAGAAAAUCCGCAUAUGAGUACACGAAGUUUGGCCAGAACCGAGGGAAUGCCUUCACCAUGGACCAUUCGACGAACUCUGGAGGUUGAUCUUCACUUUUUGUUCUUAUUCUCAUCGUCGAUUUUCGGGAGGGUAAAUUCCACCGUAUUUUUCUUCCGGACCGUACUCCAUUUCUGGACACACCGGGAAAGACCGAAAAAACAACCGAAAAACGACCGAAAAAAUGAACUCCAAGAAUAAAUCCAAUAACUGUAGAUAUACACUUACUAUGUAUAACAUAUUUGGUAUCAAACAAAAUGGGGUUGGCUGACGAUUCAGGGAAAAAAAGAAUUUUAAAAUUUGGCCAAAAACUAAAGAAGUUAUAGCCAAUUCAAAUCGGGCCACAAAGAUGCCCCACCCUGUACUUUCUUCCCUUUGCAUCCAGCCACGUGGGGGAUAAUUGUGCUUGACUGUUGGUCGUUUCGUCAAAUGACCUUCGAAUUCUUCCGUUCCAAUCUUAUCCGUCUUUCUUCAGGUAGUUCAUUUGGAAGCCGAGAACUCGAUUCUUCGAGAACAUGUUCCCCAGGAUGUCCUCCAAAGUCUAAGCAUACAACCACAAACGGGCGGUCUGGCCACUAUGGGCUAG
Messenger RNA from Bursaphelenchus xylophilus (pine wood nematode), 6783 nucleotides. Lineage: Eukaryota; Metazoa; Nematoda; Chromadorea; Rhabditida; Aphelenchoididae. The record is from the annotation of a GenBank genome assembly.